AUGGUAGAGGAGAUUCAUCAUCACACAUUUAAAGUAGUAGAACAACCAACAAACCCUGUUAUUUCUUUGUUAUUUUCAAUUUUUGUUAUUAGUGCAUUUGUAUUCUUAUUAAUUUCCUUAAUAAGAACAAUUCAAUUUAAAAAACUCCAUUUUGGAUUCUUUGGAUUUUUAUUUAUUAUUGUAUUAUCUGCAACAUUCGUAUUUAUCGCGUAUUUCUGGUUCUUCUUAACACUACUUGAGGCGGUAGGUCUCUUCCUUUUGAUCGCACCAGUAACUUGUCUUUUUGCCUUUUGUGCUGCGAAGGCUUCUCUUUAA
Entamoeba nuttalli P19 is the source of this 315-nucleotide messenger RNA. RefSeq lists its product as hypothetical. The transcript has a single exon. The record is from RefSeq and is a predicted model, not a curated record. Bases 1 to 315 code for a protein of 104 amino acids. Lineage: Eukaryota; Evosea; Mastigamoebida; Endamoebidae.